This is a messenger RNA of Physella acuta, 1577 nucleotides long. Its product is annotated as dopamine beta-hydroxylase-like. The record is from RefSeq and is a predicted model, not a curated record. NCBI's taxonomy places the organism in Eukaryota, Metazoa, Mollusca, Gastropoda, Physidae. Gene Ontology annotation, molecular function: copper ion binding; dopamine beta-monooxygenase activity.
CUAGUUCAGGUGUUUGAUUACACUGUCAGCUGGCAACAUUCUAUGUUUUUUACUGCCAGCUACUUACAUGUAGGAUUAUUCUACCUUAAUGUCAAUACAGGCUUGUUCGCACUCUUUGGAUGGUUGUUGACACGACACGACGUCACAAUGCUAAUUAUUAUUUAACCUGCCACGGCCGUCUGCUUUGAGCCAGCUGGCCAGAUUUUGUCAGGAGUACAGGCCAAAGAUGAACAUUGUGGAGAUUGUAUGUGUUCUCGCUGUGUUGACGGAAUGUGUGUUGUUUACUUCUGGGGAUGACGACACAGUGUGUGAAGAGACAAAGCAUGCUGACGUCAAGUAUUUCGACAUACGUCUGCCGUAUAUGAAUGUACCGGAGAAUUUGACGUCAUACGUGUGUGAUCUACAGCGGAUACCAAUAGCACUAGACGUACCUUACCACGCCGUGGCCUUUGAACCAAUCAUCAUAAACCAUGACGUCAUGCAUCACAUGAUCUUAUUCGGGUGUGAACAAGAGCAGGAAUACAUUGCGCCUCACCACUGCGGCCCGGUAGACAAUGUGUGCCGGACUUUUCUUGUGCAGUGGUCAAUGGGCAUCAGGGGUCAGAUCUGCUCCUACCCCGGCACGGGGGUCAGGUUCGGUGCUGGGUCCCUCAAGUCAUUGUCACUGCAGAUACACUGGAAUAAUGCCAACCAGAGGCCCGGGUUGACUGAUUCUUCCGGAGUUCGAGUGUACUACACCACACGCUUAAAGGAAAACGACCUGGGCAACAUCCAAAUAGGUCAGAACGACUUAACCAUUCAGCCGGGAGUGAUUCGAACCCUGGUCACUGGCAGCUGUAGCUCGGCUUGUACAAGGCUGUGGAUACAGGAACCCAUCUAUCUCACUCGUGGCCACAUCCACAUGCAUUAUCUAGGUGACGGCGGUCGGCUGGAGUUGAUCAGGGGCGGGAAAGCAAUUCAAGUGGUCAUCGACGACAUCAGCUUUGAUUACCACAGCCCGCCUGCUCAUUAUUUCGAUGAUCCCGUGCAAGUUUUGCCAGGAGAUGAGCUGAAAGUGACGUGUUAUUUUAACUCACGUGAUGGGGCCAAGGCUAGAAAUAGAACAGUUUACUGGGGAGAGGGGUCGGAUGGUGAAAUGUGCUACGCUUUUCUCACCUACUUCCCUAAAGUUGACAACUUUGACCAGUGCAUACAGUUUGACAAGUACGACAUUUGUUCGCCUAGCGGCACUGCUUUGUUAGGUGACUGCAGCUUUGGAGGGUUCCAAAAUUACUUCAGUACAGUCAUGGCUGAUGACAUCAUCAGAAACUGUGCAUCAGGUGGUCAAGUUUAUGAUCAAACAAAACUCUGCACCAUCAACUGCCAGAGAGCUCUUCAGGAUUUUAAAGAAAAUCCUUGUAUGGAGGACAGAUUAGGCAAAUACGCGAUCAGAGUCUACCUGUCAGGUGUUCCUACCUGGCCACAGGUAGCUAAAAUUUUAGACGCAGCGGAAAAAUAUUGCUUGGAUUAAAAAUGUUAUGUAGGUUUCUAAUAAAUACCUAAUAAUAAAAAUUUGAUUAUUGAUGUUAUUAAAUCGU